ACGUGGGUGCUCCCGGUUCCGGCGCGGUGGAGGCCGGGGGUGGCGAACAAGUCUCCGGCACCAUGUCUGGUUUGUCUGGCCCACCAGCCCGGCGUGGCCCUUGUCAGUUAGCGUUGCUGCUUUUAUUCCUGCUUGGUCCCAGCUCGGUCUUCGCCAUCUCCUUCCAUCUGCCGGUUAACUCCCGCAAGUGCCUCCGCGAGGAGAUUCAUAAGGACCUGCUGGUGACGGGCGCGUACGAGAUCACCGACCAGUCUGGGGGCGCUGGCGGCCUGCGCACCCACCUCAAGAUCACAGAUUCGGCUGGCCAUAUUCUAUACUCCAAGGAGGAUGCAACCAAGGGGAAAUUCGCCUUUACCACUGAAGAUUAUGACAUGUUCGAAGUGUGUUUUGAGAGUAAGGGAACAGGGCGGAUACCUGACCAACUCGUGAUCCUAGACAUGAAGCAUGGAGUGGAGGCGAAAAAUUACGAAGAGAUUGCAAAAGUUGAGAAGCUCAAACCUUUGGAGGUGGAGCUGCGACGCCUAGAAGACCUUUCAGAAUCUAUCGUUAAUGAUUUUGCCUACAUGAAGAAGCGAGAGGAGGAGAUGCGUGAUACCAACGAGUCAACAAAUACUCGUGUCCUGUACUUCAGCAUCUUCUCCAUGUUCUGCCUCAUUGGACUAGCCACUUGGCAGGUCUUCUACCUGCGCCGCUUCUUCAAGGCCAAGAAAUUGAUUGAGUAACCAGACCCACUCUCCUCCCACCAGCAGAACAUCACUGGGACGUGCCCAGCCUGAGGCACCCUACUAAGAGCACCAUCAAGGCACGUUGGAACCUUCUUGCCGGAACUGAUUUCUCUGGGUGUGGGAGGACAUGGGUUACCACCCACACCCAGCAAGUCACUGAGGGACUCCUUUUUAACUUGAUAGGAUUUGGACUGGUUUUGCAACAAUAGGACUAUUAUUAGAGUCAUCUAUGACAAAAAAAUAGGGGUUACCUAGAUAAUGCCAAAGCCAGUUGGGUUUCCUCGUGUGAUCUCUUCGAACCAUGGUUUUCUUUUCCUCUCGCACUUGCUCAUCAGCUUGGGCUUCCACUUUAGUUCCUUUACCAAGAUUUGUAUGACCAUGUGGAACUCGUUUCAUUCUGAUUGUCCUCUUUGGAUUUCCUUGUGAAAACACCCUUAACUUUAUCUUAACCCUUAGCUGAAAUGCUUAGGUAGCUUCUGCCAAUACCCUUUCAUAAUUUUAUCCUUUCAGUUUAUGUCUCUUAAAAGGGUGAUGGAUGACACCUCAUAGAAAUGAGCUUUGAACUGUAGAUAACUUUUAAAGAAAAUUUCAUUUUAGAGAAUUAAAAUAUUUGUGCUCAAUUGCUUGAA
This is a messenger RNA of Hipposideros armiger (great roundleaf bat), 1354 nucleotides long. It is a transcript of the gene TMED10, whose product is annotated as transmembrane p24 trafficking protein 10. The record is from RefSeq and is a predicted model, not a curated record. The coding region runs from base 63 to 722 and encodes 219 amino acids. The transcript has 5 exons. NCBI's taxonomy places the organism in Eukaryota, Metazoa, Chordata, Mammalia, Chiroptera, Hipposideridae.